Cricetulus griseus (Chinese hamster) is the source of this 948-nucleotide messenger RNA. The record is from RefSeq and is a predicted model, not a curated record. Lineage: Eukaryota; Metazoa; Chordata; Mammalia; Rodentia; Cricetidae.
AUGAACACCUUUAAUCACACAAAUAAACCUGACUUCAUCCUCAUGGGACUAACAGACUCCAAAGAGAUCCAGUUGGUCCUCUCUGUGCUGUUUCUUCUGAUAUACGUGGUCACUGUGCUGGGGAACCUAGGCAUGAUACUGAUCAUUCGUCUAGAUGUCCAGCUUCACACUCCAAUGUAUUUCUUCCUCAUCCAUCUCUCGUUCCUUGACCUCAGUUACUCGACUGCCAUCACACCUAAAACCUUACAGAACCUGCUUACUUUGAACAGGAGCAUUUCUUUCAUAAGUUGUUUUACCCAAUUGUACAUUUUCAUCCUCUUGGCAGCUACUGAAUGUUUUCUGCUUUCCUCAAUGGCCUAUGACCGCUACAUUGCUAUCUGCAAACCUUUACAUUAUCCAGUUAUUAUGUCUUCACGAUGCUGCCUUGCCCUGCUCACUGGGUCCUACAUGACUGGAGCUGUGGAUUCCUCUGUUACUGUGUUUGUCAUGAUUACACUGCAUUUCUGCAAGUCCAAUGUUAUCCAUCACUUUUAUUGUGACACAUCUCCACUUUUAUCUCUGUCCUGCAGUGACACACAUGUAGUUGAAAUAAUUAUAUUCAUUUUUGCAGGCUCCACCAUUCUUGGGUCCCUUAUUACAGUAUCUGUAUCCUAUGUGUCUAUUCUUUCUACUAUUUUAAAGAUCAAUUCCACUUCAGGAAAGCAAAAAGCCUUCUCCACUUGUGCCUCUCACCUCCUUGGAGUUACUGUGUUUUACAGUACUCUGAUCUUUACCUAUUUAAAGCCAAGUGAAUCCUACUCAUUGGGAAAGGAUCAAGUAGCUUCUAUUUUUUAUACCAUUUUGAUCCCCAUGCUAAACCCACUCAUUUAUAGCCUCAGAAACAAGGAAGUGAAAGGUGCUGUUGUUAGAUUAGUGAAGAAGAGACAAGGAAACAGGGAGUUAAGAUAA